Ooceraea biroi (clonal raider ant) is the source of this 7192-nucleotide messenger RNA. RefSeq names its product transient receptor potential channel pyrexia-like. Gene Ontology annotation, biological process: monoatomic ion transmembrane transport. Gene Ontology annotation, cellular component: membrane; transmembrane transporter complex. Lineage: Eukaryota; Metazoa; Arthropoda; Insecta; Hymenoptera; Formicidae. The record is from RefSeq and is a predicted model, not a curated record. Gene Ontology annotation, molecular function: monoatomic ion channel activity; protein binding.
GCAUUCUUACGUACUCUCGUUGCAUUUCUGUAUCUUUAGUGUACAUUUAGCAAAAAUAAUAUGUUAGAUUUAUAUGCGCGUUUAUCUUAAAAAGAGGAUUAUUUCAAGUUCAAAUUCUUAGAUUAUUUGCAACAUAGAAAGUUGAAGUAUUAUUUGUACAUAGUUAGAUAUAUAAUUUUAUAUCUUUAAAUCUUAUUAUUUAAAUCUUAUUUUGCUUGGAAUUCAGAAGUUAUAUAUUUAAAAAGCAAUUUAUUAGAAUUGUUCUGUUACAUAUAACUUCUUUUUUUUCGAUAUUUUCGCUAAAUUCUGAUAAAAGAAUUGGAAAAUAGAUUUGUAAGACAAAUUCUAAAUUUUAAAGCAAACAAAUUUAAAACAUUUUGUAGUGCUUAAUAUAAUUUAACUAAAGGUAAUUAUUCUGUUACUUAUUAAAGUCAAAAGAGUGGCAUGCACAUGUCGGUUUUACAUACAAUAAAAUAUAAUGUUAAGCAACCAUUACAUAAUAAAUAUGCAUAAUAAUAAUUAUGUAAGAAUCUCCAUAAUAGUAUUUCCAGAAAGAAUUAAGGUACAUACCAAUGGUUGCUUUGAAUGAUACAUCAUCCUGUAAUUAUUAUAUAUUUUACAUUUUGCAUAUAUUACAUUUAUCUUGCAAAAUGCAGAAUGAAAUUAUUACAAGUAAAAAUGAUUUUUUCCCUUAAAGAUGUUAAAGAAAUGCAUCCAAUCAUAAUAAUAAAACUUUUAAUAACUGCGGUGGUUACCAAAUAGUGCUCAUUAACGAAAUCAUGUGACUUCUUGCAACAUUAUAUUAUUAAAUAAUUUUUUAAAAUACCUAAAUAAUUAUAAAUCUAUAACAAUGUGAUUACAUCAAACCUGAAUGGAUCCAAAAGAAUGUACUGUGUAAAAUACACAGUACGGAGACUGCUAUGGCGAAGAGUCAAUUUUCGAUAAAACGAAAGCAACAUUUGUCUUAAAUUUAAGAAUUUAUGGAUUUUUGGGGGAUUGUUACGGCACUGAGAAGAAAUAUUUCUUUCACGCGGAAUCUCGCUUGCGAUGCGCGUUGGUAAGAAUGCGAAUACAAAAAACACGAACGACGUCCUUUGAAGAAGGCAGCCUUUUUGUGACCCUGCGGGCACAGCCGGUUUCAUCAGAUACAUGUGGCAUCCAAGCUUCUCUCAUCGGUGUAACCGGUACAAUCGAACCAGUAUAUGCUAUACGUGCUCUCUCGCUUUCAGUGUGAAUCGGUCUGGCAAUAGAACGAGGUGAUGCGAUCGAAACAAUUAUCAGCACCUGUUGCCGAGCUUCGUCUCGUGCCGUAAACGUGCAACGCGCAAGGUAUUACUCAAAUCGUAACGCCAACGGCAUGGACACAUGUCGUUCAGUUUGUGAUACCGAAUCGUUAAAUUAAAUACGUGACACAUCGCAACAUUUUAUUGAGAAACAUUUUAUCGACUACCAACUGGCAGCAACUCGUCUUUGGCCUGACUAACAAAUCUGAGACAAAGGGCAUCCGUGAUGUUUACUUCUACGUAAUUGAAACUUCUGUAUUUGCUUGUAAUUGAACCUAACAAGGCAACGUGGAGCUGGUACGUAGUUUCAGCAACAAAUAUUCUUUUUAUCAAUGGAAAAGAUGGAAGACAUCGGAGAAUUGCAACAAAUUGCUUCGGAAACCACGUCGACUCCAUUGACACGCUUGAGCGCAGCCUCCUUGUUUCUAACUCGAUUAAAGGCGAAACGUUCAUUGUCCAAGCAAAAUGAUGGUCAAGUCGAAGAUACUCAUGCUGAGUGUCACGAAUCGCCAUUCCCCGAUAGCCCUAUAAUUUCUAUGCAAGAUUACUUCACCAUCAGUGAACGUGCUUGUUCUGAGGAGAUCAACCGCACUUCGCUGGACAUCAACGAAGAUUUCAUUAAAAGAGUCUUGUCGGAACACAGGAAGCAGGUGGGCUGUAAAUCGCAGAUCUGGGAGAACCUGGAAUUAAGCAACCCGGACGAAACGGAAGCGACUCUUGCAGCUAGCAAACCCAGCGACAUCAAUGUUCUGUUGCUGCAAGCGAGUUUCAUGGGUCGCACGAAUCUUAUUCGUCGUUUACACAAACGCGGAGCCAAUGUCGAUUACAUGGAGCCUCAUUACGGUCUCACCCCAUUACACCUGUGCGCAUUUCGAAACUGUCUAGACGGUGUGAAGUAUCUGAUAGAACAGAAUGCGACCUUCGAUACUAAGUGGAAGCACACUCCAUUUCAUUACGCCGCCUUCGGGGAUGCUUUCGAGGUGGCUCAAUACUUCGUACAACAAGGUGCUAGUACAGCUCCGUAUGACGAUGAGGAAACGGUGUUGCAUGUGGCUGCGCGAACAAACGCCUUGCGUGUGCUUUCUCUGUUGGCGCCAAACAGCCAAGAGCUAGAUCGCUUGGAUCAAGACGGAUACGCCGCUAUUCAUCAUGCGGUCAAUGGAAACCCGAUCUGUCUGGAUGUACUCUUGAAAGCCGGUUGUCAGGUGGAUUUGCCCACCAGGAAGAAAGAUACCGCUUUGCACUUGUCCGCGGAAGGCGGUUACGCGGAUAACUUGAUUCUUCUAAUCAAGGCCAAUGCUAAUCUGCAAUUGAAAAAUCAUCGAGGACACACAGCUCUGCACUUAGCCGCUCGCUCACAUUCUCUGGAAUGCAUGGAGAUCUUGUUGAAGGGUCGCGCGGAUCCCAACGUGGAGGAUGACGAAGGUCGCACGCCGUUGCAUCUGGCUUUAGGCAAAUCUUUGAUGACGGACGAUAUCACCGAACUCCUGCUGAAAUGGAAAGCAAACGUGAACAAAGCCGAUAAGUAUGGCUACACGCCCCUUCAUAUUGCUGCCUCAAACGAGCUGUCAUCAUGCGUGGACUUGCUGAUAAAGUAUGAAGCGGAUCUCAGCGCCAGGACUAUCGGGGGUAAUAGCGCCCUGUCCAUCGUUCUACGUAAGACCCCGACUUCUCUGGACGUGUUCGAACGCAGGCUGGACGCGUCUCUGGUUCUGAGUCGACAAGGAUUCAUCGCGGGCGAGCUCGAGCUACAAUUGGACUUCCGUCCGUUGUUGAAGAAUCGGCAAAACCGACAUGCUCGUUCGCCCGAGAUCAGUUACCUCAACACCUUCGUGAAAGAGGGAUACAAGGAAAUUCUGGAGCAUCCUCUGUGCCAAUCGUUUCUCCAUCUCAAAUGGCACAAGAUCAGGAAGUACUAUGCCGCCAGGUUGCUCUUCUACCUGAUUUACGUACUAAUCUUUACGAGCUGGGUGAUAACCGCCUUGGCUCACGACUGUUACAACCAAUCACAUAAGAAAGAUAAAAAUAUAAGCGUGAACAUAAACGAGACGCUUAUAAACGAAACGUAUCGAAAUGGAACGAAUAUAAACGAAACGGAUAUAAACGAAACGUUAUGCGCAAACACCACUGGGAUCUACAGGUUUCUCUACAACAAUCCUACAGUGCUCGACGUACAAUGGUACGUGCUGGCAGCGCUCACCGUAUUAGAAGCUCUUCGCAAGUUCAUCGUCAUCCCUAGUUAUCGGUCUGUUAGACAGUUCCUCAUGCAGAUGGAGAAUCUGGUUGAAUGGUGUGUGAUACUGAGCGUCUUCGCAAUUUCCUUCAUAUACACGCGUGAAACGUACUUCUGGCAAAGUCAUUUGGGCGCCCUCGCCGUGCUCUGCGGCUGGAGUAAUUUGAUGUUAAUGAUAGGACAGCUACCAGUAUUCGGCGCUUAUGUUGCCAUGUUUACUAGCGUGCAGGCACAGGUGUUCAAAUUGCUUCUAGCUUACGCUUGCUUGCUGAUAGGCUUCACAGCGAGCUUCUGCGUAAUUUUUCCGCAUUCCAAGUCAUUCAAUAGUCCACACAUAGGUCUCAUCAAGGUCCUCGCGAUGAUGACUGGUGAAUUAAACUUCGACGAUCUUUUCUUCUCGCCCGAUAAGGGCGGAGCUUUGGAUAACAUAGAAGGAGCCUCCUGGAUCCUGCUGAAGAUUUCAGUCCAGAUAUCUUUCGUGUUAUUCCUCUUGUUUGUGACAAUCGUGCUGAUGAAUUUAUUGAUUGGAAUAGCUGUGCACGAUAUCAAAGGCCUGCAGAAGACGGCGGGCCUCGCAAAACUAGUUCGCCAGACAAAACUGAUCCACGACGUGGAAAUUGCUAUCUUCGUGGGAUUCACGCCAUCGAAACGUUUCAUCAAGUAUCUACGUUGGAUGUCAUUGUUCCUGCCGUCACCUUUGCGAGCUGUUCUGACCGUUCGCCCUCUGAACCCCAGAGAAAAAAGGCUACCUCGCGAUGUUCUCUCGGCCGCCUAUAAAAUAGCCAAGGAAGGAGACGGACAGAAUAAUUUUACCGCAGCACGUAAAAAAAGUUAUGGCCCGGCCUAUUAUACGAAAGCGUGUCUCAAGGCUGAUGUCGCAUGCCGACGUCGUGCUCUCGACGAGGACAUGUUGGUACAUGACUGCAAUAAAUAUAAAGACGACAUCGCGGAACUUAGAGAGAUUUGUGAGAAAAAUCAUACUCUUCUUCAAGAACUUCUAAAAAUAUACGGAAAUAGAUAAAAUCAUCAAGGAUCGUUGGAAAUAGUUGGGAUAUAAAAUAAAUUGUUUGAAAUUCAGGAAUUAAUUAUCUAACAACGAUAUAAGAUUUAGAAUUUAUAGAAUGUGUAUUUAUAGAGAUACACAUUAUAAAUAAUUAAAAUACUCAAGAAUGAAUUUUUAUUCCUACUACUUUAAUUUUUUUAUCGUUUAUUAAGUGCCUGUUAUCUAUAAAAAACUUUUUUUACUAAAUCUUGAAUGAAAUUCUUGAUGAUGCAAAUGCAAAUAUAUCUGAAGAAAACUGUACUAAUUCCGUCCAUUUUCAUGUACGAAUUUUUUUAUAUAAAAACCAUUAGAAAUAUAUUUACAUAAUAAAUGUUACGUUUAAAUAAAAGACUUAUUUUGUUAUUGCACAGUAAUUUUACAAAAUAUUUUAAAUAUUUAAUAUGUAUUUUCUAUCGUAAUUUAAAGUAACGUUGGGAACUGUGUGAUAUAGAUGCUAAUGUUCGUAUACAGAGAUUUUAGAAACAACAGAAUAGUCUUUAAUCUGUUUAUUGUCUAAAUCUUCUUAAAUAAUUUCAUAAAUUUUUAUGAGAUAUAUUGUUCUUAGAUUGAAAAAAGAUUUUUUUAACUCAUCAUUUAUGUGUAAUCAAUCAUACUAUAUAUCGUUUAUUGGCAUAAUUCGUUUAAUGGCAUCACGUUUAUAUGUAUCAGUAUCAUUUACAGUUUUAUAUGAAUCCUAUUUUUUAAUACUUUAUAUUAUAAUUGUAUAUAUAGAUUUUCGAAGUGACAAGAUUUUGUAAGCGUUUCCUAUUUUUAAAUUUUAAAUGUAUUUAAAUAUAAUUAUUUAAGUCUAAACAAGUCUAAACGAGUAAUAAGUUAUCACAUUUCUGCAAAUAUUUCAUCAGGAUAUGGAUAUUUUUGAAUGCAUGAAUAAAUGUUUUUUUUAUGAAUAAAUUUAAACUUUGUCUCGAAAACGUCAAGUUUCACUGAUGUUUUCAACAAAGUCGAAGGAUAUGAACAACGUUAACGGCCCACGUGCAUUUUCACAAAUAGUCAAAACCGGUUUAUUCUGCAUACAUCCUUGUCCGUUAAAAGUUCAACUUUCUCAGAAUAGAAACGCGCUGAUGAAAUAAAACGAGGACAUCGAAUUAUAGAGUUUCAAAAAUCUAGUGGACUACAAUUCUAGAGGCAAAUAUUGUUUUGUGCUACCAAUGCUGUCUUAUUUAACAUUUUGGAAUUCUCCAAACAGCUGAAAAACAGAAAUUAUUUAAGAAAAUGCAUUAUGUAAUCUAUCACAUCAUGAAAUCAAAAGAUUCUCAGUCUCAAUAAAAUUAGUGCAAGGUAAAAUUUGAAUAACAUUUCUAGUAUAUCAGUAUUAAAUGUAUGCAUCUUUUCGUAAUACGUUUUCCACUUGUUUAUGUAUUUGAUAUAAUUAUUUCAAGAGAGCAACUCGGAGAUUUUGUAAAUGUACUUAAAACGAAUACGAAGUUAGGAAUUAUGUAAAAGUGUUCUAGCAUUCACGAUCACGUAGUAGUAAUGAUAGGUAGUCGACCAAAUAUAUGCAAUUUGGAUUCAAGACGCUCAGGCACAGAUCUAGCUAUGAAGGAAAGAAACGAAUGAUAUUCUACAAUAUAAAAAUCAAGAAUAUCAAAUAUAAGAUAUAAAAAAAGACAAUGAACAGAACUAUAUAGGAUCAAUAGUAACGACUGAUGAUUAAUCAAAUAUAAUUUUAUAUAUUAUUCUUAUAAUGAGUAUUAUAGCUAUUUGUAAUUUACAACAAUUAGGUAUCUGGUCCUUUCUAUAGGUAGAAUCUGGAAAGGUGAAAGAUUGCAUGAUCUCGGAAUGCUCUAGUAUUAUUUUUCAGCAUUAUUAUUUUCGUUCAGAUUAAUUUAGAAUUUGACUGACCAAUUCGUUCACAUUGGGAUACACAAGAAAUAGAUCUCGACAUUGAUGUGUAUGUCAUGUUUAUGUAUCUGGUUCGUCACGUUUUUCUGCCCCUCUGCUCGUGAAUUCCUCUUCGUAUGUAAUCAGCCAACCGACAGAGACGUACGUUAUGCAGUAGGUGUACCGCGAUCAUACAAACCGGUUAAAUCCGUCUGAAUGCUCACGGAACUGUCGACCGAGCAUUUAAUAAUGAUAGACAUCUUGAGCUGACAUAUCUUUUUAUUGUUACAAAAGUGGCUGAAAUUCUUUUCGGCUUGGUUUUGCAUUUUAAAAUUAAAAUUCGAUUUUUCUUGGUCAGUUUCUGAACUUUUAUAAAUAUGUGCUUUAAAAAAUAACGAUACUAAACGAAAAGUUAAAGUGACAUCCAUAUGAAGCUGAUAGUGACAUAAAAAAGAAAAAUAGAAUAAAUGAAAAGAAAAUAUGGUGUUAGUGAAAAAUAUAAAAUUAUAGCGAUAUUUUAUAAAUCACUUAAACUUUCAAUGUGUACAUAAUUAGUAAAGUGUCACAGCUGAAAAUAUUUAAUAAUACUAUAAUUAUCAUUAAUCAGUUAAUAUUGAGAUGCUAAUGUUGAAUCUUUAGUAACAUAUGAGAAAGAAUAAUAUCAGUAGUGCGUAUUAUAUUAAAAAGAAGAGAAAGAAAUUGUCGCUAUUCGGUAAUACAUUCUUGUAUUGAUAAUAAAUGUUCGAGUUUGUUGAAUAUAACAUGUUUAGAGCGAUAUGAGAUUGAAGAAAA